Messenger RNA from Chaetura pelagica (chimney swift), 3548 nucleotides. It is a transcript of the gene ULK1, whose product is annotated as unc-51 like autophagy activating kinase 1. NCBI's taxonomy places the organism in Eukaryota, Metazoa, Chordata, Aves, Apodiformes, Apodidae. Bases 159 to 3056 code for a protein of 965 amino acids. Gene Ontology annotation, cellular component: cytoplasm; autophagosome. The record is from RefSeq and is a predicted model, not a curated record. Gene Ontology annotation, molecular function: protein serine/threonine kinase activity; ATP binding. The transcript has 28 exons. Gene Ontology annotation, biological process: positive regulation of autophagy; axon extension; protein autophosphorylation.
CUGAGCUGGAAGUAGCUGUGAAAUGCAUUAACAAGAAAAACCUUGCAAAAUCUCAAACUCUGCUGGGCAAGGAAAUUAAAAUACUUAAGGAAUUGAAACAUGAAAACAUCGUUGCCUUGUAUGACUUCCAGGAACUGGCAAACUCUGUCUACUUGGUUAUGGAGUACUGUAAUGGUGGUGACCUGGCAGACUAUCUUCACACUAUGCGGACACUGAGUGAAGACACCAUCAGGCUCUUCCUCCAGCAGAUCGCAGGUGCCAUGAAAAUGCUGCACAGCAAAGGCAUCAUCCAUCGGGACCUGAAACCACAGAACAUCCUCCUUUCCUACGCAGGAGGCAGGAAAUCAAAUCCCAACAACAUUCGCAUCAAGAUAGCUGACUUUGGGUUUGCCCGAUACCUGCAGAAUAAUAUGAUGGCAGCAACAUUGUGUGGUUCACCAAUGUACAUGGCACCGGAAGUCAUUAUGUCUCAACACUAUGAUGCCAAAGCUGAUCUCUGGAGUAUAGGAACCAUCAUUUAUCAGUGUUUGACAGGAAAGGCUCCUUUUCAGGCCAGCAGCCCACAGGAUCUUCGUCUCUUCUAUGAGAAAAACAAGAUGCUGAUGCCGAACAUCCCCAGGGAGACAUCAAGCCACCUGAGGCAGCUGCUGCUGGGCCUUUUGCAGCGUAACCAUAAGGACCGCAUGGACUUUGAUGAAUUUUUUCAUCACCCAUUCUUGGAUGCAAGUGCCUCUAUGAAAAAAUCUGCUUCUGUGCCAAUGCCUUCUUAUCCCAGUUCAGGCUCCGGUAGUUCCUCCAGCAGCUCUUCUACUUCCCACCUGGCAUCACCUCCCCAGUCCCUUGGAGAGAUGCAGCAGCAGCUGCAGGAGAAGACGCUGGCAUCUCCUACCCAGGAUUCACCUGGCUUUCUGCAUGGAUCUAAGGACUCUUCUGGAAGCAGCAGUAAGAACUCAUCCUCUUACACAGAGGACUUCGUUAUGGUCCCAGCACAGCUCUCAAGUGAUUUAACUGCAGAGGCUGCAGGAGGGAAGCCAAUCCAAGACAGUCUGAUGUACAGUGGGAGUUCUCUGGUGACUUCAGCAGGCUUGGAAAGCCAGGGAAGGACACCAUCUCCUUCACCCCCAUAUAGCAGUUCUCCUAGCCCAUCCAGCCGGCCUGGUCAGUUCUCAAGCAGCAAGUACGGACACUCUGUGCCCAUCCCAGUCCCAACACAAAUCCAUAACUACCGGCGGAUUGAGCAAAACCUGCAGUCUCCCAACCAAUACACCUCUCCACGGUCUGGUACAGUCCGGAGGUCUAGCAGUACAAGUCCUCUUGGUUUUCCUAAAACUGGUGCUUCCCCUCCUUAUCCUGGAGAGCAUGGCUCUGUGCCCAGCUCCAGAAAACCCUCCUUUGGCGGUGCCAAGCCAUUUAUGCCAUCACCACAAGUUGGAACAAUCCCAGAGCAGCCCAGCCAGACUGUUAUCCCCUCUUCUCUUGGAGCAGAAGUGAGAAGCCGGAUUCCUGUGGCUGGCUCCUCAGUGCCCGAACACUCUCCAAGAGGGAUGGGCUCCCGGCUCCACAGUGCUCCCAACCUGUCAGAUUUGCAUUCCUGCAGGCAGAAGAUAACCAAGCAGCACUCGGAUCCUCUGGUUGCUCACCUUGGGCAUGGCCCAGGCAGCCAGCCCCUGCAGGCUCAUGGCCUGCAGCACUGCCGGCAGCUCAGGUCCUCUCCAAAGCUCUCAGAGUUCAUGCAGAGAAGCCCAUUGCCAACUAUCCUGGGCUCCCCUACAAAGGCUGUAUCCCCAUUUGAGUUUCCCAAAACCCCAAGUUCCCAGAAUCUCCUCGCCCUCUUGGCCCAUCAGGGAGUCAUGAUGACUCCAACACGGAACAAGACCUUGCCAGAUCUGAAGGAGAUGGGUCAUUUCCACUGCCAGCAAACUGGCUUGGGACUGAGGCCUGUGGAAGAAAUCAAGGGCAGAUCUCUGAGCACAGGCAGGCUCACUGACCUGCUUCUGAAGGCAGCCUUUGGGGCACAGAUCUCUGAAGCUGGCAGCAACGACAGCUUGAACAACGAAAAGCCAAUGGAAAUUGCAGCUCCCUCAGGUGCUUGUGGAGGGACCCUGCACUCUGGUGCCCGGGCUGGGGGCUCUUCCAGCCCGUCCCCAGUGAUUUUUACUGUCGGAUCCCCUCCCAGUGGAACAACCCCCCCACAGACCACGAGGACCAGGAUGUUUUCAGUGGGGUCUUCCAGCUCUCUCAGUUCUGGAGGCUCAUUCACCGGCAGGCACUUGGCAGUGGGAGCUGGUGGGGAUGCACUGGAAGGCCCCUCAAGUCUCCGCUACACUUUUGCUGAUCCCAUCACCGCCAACCUGGAAGGUGCUGUUACUUUCGAGGCACCAGAGUUGCCCGAGGAGACCCUCAUGGAGCAAGAGCACACGGACAUCCUGCGCAGCCUGCGCUUCACACUGGCCUUUGUCCACUACGUGAUGGAAAUCGCCGCCCUCAAAGGCAGCUCCAGUGAGAUGAGCAGUUCAGUGACAUCUGAGUACCAGCUCCAGGAGAGCGUGGUGGCUGACCAGAUCAGUCUCCUCAGCAGGGAGUGGAGCUAUGCAGAGCAGCUUGUGCUGUACCUGAAAGUAGCAGAGCUUCUGUCCUCUGGGCUGCAGAUGGCCAUAGAGCAGAUCAAAGCUGGCAAGCUCUGCCUCUCCUCCACUGUCAAGCAAGUUGUGAAGAAGCUGAAUGAACUUUAUAAAUCCAGUGUAUCAUCCUGCCACUGCCUCAACAUGAGACUCCAGAGGUUCUUCUUGGACAAACAGAAGCUCAUGGAUCGGAUCAACAGCAUCACAGCAGAGAAGCUGAUCUUCAGCUACGCUGUGCAGAUGGUGCAAUCUGCAGCCCUGGAUGAGAUGUUCCACCACAGAGAGGACUGUGCACAGAGGUACCACAAGGCUCUGCUGCUGAUGGAGGGGCUCCUGAACAUCAUCACUGAACAGGGGGACAUAGAAAACAUCAGUAAAUGUAAGCUGUGCAUCGAGCGCAGGCUGUCAGCUCUGCUCUCAGGGUUCUGUGCCUGAUGCCAGUGGGGUUGUUCUUCACACACCUCCCCCCCAGCUGAUCACUUUGUUCCCAACAGCCUGCUGCUGUGGUGGGAAACAGUUUUGGCAGUAGGAGACCUGGAGGAUGAACUGCUCAGUGUUUCGUAUUUUGACAUUUUGGGAAGUUGUUCCACGGACUCGGAUGCCUUUGCAGGGAUGUGUGACUGCAACAAGCACAAAUACUUCCCGGCCCGAAGGCCAAGACGAGGUUGAUGUGGAAAGGUUUCCCCCAUUGGCAGAGGGGAUGAAGGAUGGAAGUCUGCUUCUCCCCAGCACUUUGAAGGAUAAGACUGCUGACUGCCCCUCUUGCUUAUGAACAGGGUAUUCCAGUGCUGUGUCCAUUGCAGGCAAUGGAUGUGCUGAAACUGCUGGCUUAGUUCAUGUUGGAGGGUGUCAUUCAGAAAUCAAGGCCAGUUUGUACUUUCCCCCACCCCAGCUGAGAGCCAGGCAUCUUCAAGCUUCCUGGCAACC